AUGGUUCACUUUAGCAAAAUCGAAACCCUCGGGUUCCUCCAAGUCUUUGCAUCUCUAGGCCUCGCCUUCCGCAUCGGAAUCUAUGACAAAGCGUUGGAUAUAGAACAACCGAGGGGAAGAAUUGAACCCAGCUGGAUACUAUGUCACCCGAAGCUAGGUGUAAGAUGGGGUAUCUACGCGGCCGACAUGGACACCAAAUGCGACAAAAAAGAUGGUGCUGACGCCGAUCAAUGGACAUUCCAAGUCCCUGGCGACAGAAUGUUGGACAUGGGAGAAGAAAUCAGUAGAUUCUUUCUUACCGGUACUAAUUCUAAGUCUGUUGUGGAUAAGUCAACUGGAAUCAAAAGCCCCAGACCAGUUAUAACCUAUGAUUCCAAUAUCCAAAAUACUUUCUUCUCGUAUGGUUAUUACGAAGGUGGCUUUGUUGAUGCGCCAUUUACGCUUGUGAGGAAUGGUAAAAACCUAGCUCUCAGCGACAGUACAGCUGCAAAGACGGCAGAUCUCUUGGAUUUCGUCGGAAUUGGAGGAACUAAGGCCGAGCAACGUGUCUUGAGACUCCAAAGUUUCGGCGGGGAGGGUAGCUACUGGCAUAUCGGACGUGGCUCUGCACUGCCUGUUACGAAGACUACACCCGUAGUCGAGUUCCGCAUCAUUGGAGACCGCGGGAAGAAUAAAGAUUCCAUCUUCGAAGAACAAAAAAGUGAUACGAAGGGUCUUAACUUAGACUAUAUUGACAAAGAUGAGUAUAAAGUUUACGAGCAGAUGUUCCCUGAGCAAAGCAAACUCAGUACUUUUGGUCGAAUGGGAAAGGGGCUUUUCGGUAAACUCACCAAGUCUUUUGGAAAAGCUGGAGACAAAGUUUCAGGUAGUAUCAAGAAUUAUUUGGCCAAGCCGAAGGAUGUUGAGGGGGAAUUUAUUGAAGAGGAGGAGUUCAUUGGGGGUGGUGGUAAUGCGGAACCAACGUUUGAAAGAUUUGAGGUCGAAACAGUUCGUCGAAAGGACGAAAAGGGAAAUCAGUAA
This is a messenger RNA of Orbilia oligospora ATCC 24927, 1020 nucleotides long. RefSeq lists its product as uncharacterized. The transcript is spliced from 4 exons. The coding region runs from base 1 to 1020 and encodes 339 amino acids. The record is from RefSeq and is a predicted model, not a curated record. Lineage: Eukaryota; Fungi; Ascomycota; Orbiliomycetes; Orbiliales; Orbiliaceae.